AUUAUUUUGCUUCUGUUAGUGGAGUGCCGUGGCUUUCUCUUUGUUUCUUCACUUCUAAACUCGUUUGUUUUGUUUGGUUUUGCUAAUUAUAAAAUUUCUGGUUCUCACAUCUAUCUGUUUUUCUUACUCAUUUUCUCUCGAGAAAUCUUUAUCUGCUCUUUCCCUGGGGUGUUUGUCUUGGUUGAAAUUUUUUUCUUGGAAAAAAUAAAGAUGAAGGAAAGUGUGGAAAACCCUCUUCACCUGAAAUCUUUGAACCAUAUCUCCCUUGUGUGUAGAUCAGUUGAGGAAUCCAUUGAAUUCUACCAGAAAAUUCUUGGGUUUGUUCCCAUCAGGAGGCCUGGAUCAUUUGACUUUAAUGGGGCAUGGUUGUUUGGAUAUGGGAUUGGGGUACAUCUUCUACAAUCAGAUGAUCCAGAGAACAUGCCAAAGAAAAAGAAAAUCAAUCCCAAGGACAACCACAUUUCUUUCCAGUGUGAGAGCGUGGGGGCAGUGGAGAAGAAGCUGAAGGAGAUGGACCUGGAAUACGUGCGGGCAAUCGUGGAAGAAGGUGGGAUCUAUGUUGAACAACUGUUCUUCCACGACCCAGAUGGGUUCAUGAUUGAGAUCUGCAACUGUGAAAAGCUACCAGUGAUCCCACUGGCAGGUGAGAUGGCUCGAUCAUGCUCCCGAGUGAAUCUGCAAUUGCUGCAGAAUCAACAGAUACAGCAAGUGGUCCAGCAGUAAGAGCACACCUGCAGCAGCAGAGCUGAGUCAUUUGACAACCAUAUGCUUUGUUUUUGUCAUGCUUUUAUCUAUGUAUAUUCUAUGUGCAAGUACUACUUUUAUUAAUUUUGCAAUAAAGACAAGGCAGAAGUGAUCAUUUUGUGAGCUUAUUUUAAUUAAUUAAGAAAUGGACUCUAUUCUCCAAAGUUUUCUUUAUGUAGUAAUUAUGUAUGUUCCAAAGUGUUUAUGGACACUUUUAAAGAUUGAAAAAAAAAAAA
Durio zibethinus is the source of this 980-nucleotide messenger RNA. RefSeq names its product glyoxylase I 4-like. The record is from RefSeq and is a predicted model, not a curated record. Lineage: Eukaryota; Viridiplantae; Streptophyta; Magnoliopsida; Malvales; Malvaceae.